Messenger RNA from Mesorhabditis spiculigera, 1365 nucleotides. Lineage: Eukaryota; Metazoa; Nematoda; Chromadorea; Rhabditida; Rhabditidae. The record is from the annotation of a GenBank genome assembly.
AUGCCACGAACUCUCUAUGUUGGUAACCUGGAUCCGAGCAUCACGGAAGAAUUCCUCUCCACACUGUUCGGCCAGGUUGGCGUGGUGACCAAGGCCAAAGUUGUAUAUGAUCCGCACAGCGACCCCUAUGCUUUCAUCGAGUUCACCGAACACAAUGAGGCCGCAAACGCCUUGGGCGUGAUGAAUCGAAGGGUUCUCCUAGAGAGGGAACUAAAGGUCAACUGGGCUACUGAACCCGGACAGCAACAGGUCAAGGUUGACACAAGCAGGCACUUCCACGUAUUUGUCGGCGAUCUCAGCCCUGAAAUCGACAACAAAGUGCUGAAAGAAGCUUUCAUCCCGUUUGGAGAAGUCUCAGAUGUAAAGGUCAUCCGAGACCCAUCUACGCUCAAAUCGAAGGGUUAUGGUUUUGUUUCUUAUCCCAAGAGAGAGGACGCUGAACGUGCCAUCGAACAAAUGAAUGGACAGUGGAUCGGCCGGCGCACAAUCCGGACCAACUGGGCCACCAGAAAGCCUAAUGAGGGCUUUGGGGGUGAAGCAGGAGGACACCACGGUGGUGGUGGUGGCGGAGGCGGUGGUGGUGGAUACCGCGGAAGGGGAGCUUUGAACUAUGACGACGUCUUCAAUCAAACGACUGCCGAUAACAUGUCUGUCUACAUUGGGGGUGUCGCGCAAGGUGUCAGCGAGGAGGAUAUCCGAGCCAACUUCCAACAAUUCGGCUCAAUUGAUGAGAUUCGCCUUUUCAAAGCACAGGGAUACUCCUUCGUGCGCUUCCACAGCAAGGAGUCUGCUUGUCGUGCAAUCUGCGAAAUGAGCGGCAAGGAAAUGUGCGGACAAGUGGUGCGAUGCAGUUGGGGAAAGACCGAUGCCGGUGGUGGCGCUGGACGUGGAAGUGGCCCCGCGCAGCCUGGCCCCGGUGGUUAUGGAUAUGGUUACGGAUCGGCCGGAGCCUACAACCAAACCCAAACGGCCCCGGCUGGACUCGGAACUGGGGCUGCCGGUGGCUACAACCAGCAAUACUAUCAGCAGUACUACAACCAGUACUACCAGAACCCACAAUAUCAACACGGAUCUAUGUCGGUUUCGAAAGAGGAAGUCGAACGCGAGCAAGAGGAAAGGAAGGAAUAUGUUAAAAAUAUCGGCAUUGAGUAUCGAUAUGGAUGUUAUGAGGAGAAGCGGCCGGAAUCCUGUCAGCUAUUAGCUGAAUAUAUGGAGGCCAUUGACUCAAAUUUCAAGGCCGCCCUCACGCUAUACAAAGAAAAUUGCGAGACAAGAAAGUACCCCAAAAGUUGCUUCAAGUACGCCAUGUAUCUACUUUCCGGCAAAGAUGAUCCCUCACAGCUGCGCCAAUGUUGCAAGAAUGUA